Messenger RNA from Diabrotica balteata, 811 nucleotides. The record is from the annotation of a GenBank genome assembly. NCBI's taxonomy places the organism in Eukaryota, Metazoa, Arthropoda, Insecta, Coleoptera, Chrysomelidae.
UAAGAAGCCGCGGUAGUUAUCGACGUUAUCGUAUCUAACCUCACUUUUAGAUAUUUUAAUUUUAAAUUAAAGUGUAAAGUGUAAAGUGUACUUUCUUUUAUGUGAAGUUCUUUAUUUUGUUUUGUUUGAUUAGCUAAUAUUCUGUUCCAUACCGAUACGAUGUCGAAGGCCAUAACAUUUGUAACUGGCAAUUCAAAAAAAUUGGAAGAGGUUGUUCAAAUUUUAGGAUCAGACUUUCCAAGGAAAUUAAUUAGUCAAAAAUUAGACUUACCUGAGCUACAAGGUGACAUUAAUGAGAUAUCUAUUCUAAAAGCUAAAGAAGCUUACAGGCAAAUAUUAGGACCUGUGAUUGUUGAAGAUACAGCUUUGUGUUUUAAUGCCCUAAAAGGCUUACCAGGUCCUUAUGUAAAAUGGUUUUUGGAAAAAUUAGGUCCAGAAGGUCUUCAUCAAAUGCUGUUUGGAUUUGAAGAUAAGUCAGCAGAGGCUGUUUGUACAUUUGCAUAUCAUCCAGGAUCUGAAAAUGACAAAGUAAUUUUAUUCCAAGGUAAAACUAGUGGCACCAUAGUCAGUCCAAGAGGACCAAGGGAUUUUGGUUGGGAUCCAUGCUUUCAACCAGAUGGGUAUGACAUUACUUAUGCAGAAAUGCAGAAGACAGAAAAAAAUAAGAUUUCACAUAGGUUUAAAGGUCUUGAUAUGUUAAGAGAUUAUUUUAUUAAAGAAAAUGUUGAAGUAAUGUAGUAUUUGAUUAGCUAAAAAUACCUUAAUUGUUGUAUUAUAUAAUUAGUAAAUUUAAUUAAAUACCUUAAUGCAA